This is a messenger RNA of Rhopilema esculentum, 20520 nucleotides long. Lineage: Eukaryota; Metazoa; Cnidaria; Scyphozoa; Rhizostomeae; Rhizostomatidae. The record is from RefSeq and is a predicted model, not a curated record.
GAUCUAGGUUUAAACGCAAUUAUUGUAAAUUUGUUGUCAAGUUUAUCAAGGGAAAAUUUUAAAGUCAUGGAAAGUAUUCAUACUAUGAUGGCCUGCUUUGAUGGGUAGUCGUUACAAAUCAAACAGUGAAGGAGGUACGCAUACCAUGUGAAAAAACGAUAUUUCUGAAGCAAUAUAGACGCUAAGUGAUAAAUUUUUUUUAAUGAUUACAGCGACCUUUGAAAUUGUGUCCUUUCAAUAUAGAAACAGGUAGAUCUUCCCACAUUGCAGAUCGUCUUGGAAGAAUUUUGAAGACAUAAGUUUGACGAAUUUGAGCUUAAAAAGGCGGGCUUCAAGAACCAAAUUUUGAAAUUCGGAUGAAACAGCCUAAAUUACAAGAAAACAUUUUAUUGCACUGACAAAUUGAUUUUCGUACACAUUUUUUGCUCGAAUCAAGAGAGAUUCUUGGAUAUGGUGUGUCUUGCAAAGUCUUUGGUUCAUUUGUCUGUCUUCGUGCAUGUGCUCAAACUCUUUCAUUCAAGUUCUAGUUACCUAAAUCCUCAUUGCCACACUAGCCAUUAUCUAAGUUUCUUUGGUAAUUCAAGAGGACAGACCUUUGCAAUAACUUUUCACAAUAUAUCAGAAUACCUGCUUAUAUGCAUGGUUUUAUUGAUCUCUUCAAUAUCUUUCGUCAAUAUUUCCUUAAGAAACGGAGAAUCAACUUUUUGCCCUGUUGACAUCCUAGCGUUAUUGUUCCAUUUUCAUCUUUUAUAAAUAAAUUGUCAAACCUGCUAAUGUAAUGUAAAAGACGAGAGCUUUAUUGUUUGACACACGCCUCAAAGUCAGACACAUCCAAGAUCAGAAAAGGUAAGAGGUCAAAGAUGCAUCUUCGCAAUACACUUGUUUUCCAAAAAGAGAUUGGCCAUAAGAAACGAAUACAUGAAAAUGAGACAAAAAUUAAAAUGAGACAAAAAUUAGACUUGGAAUUCAAGUAGCGUUUGCAAAAGUUGUCGACCGCGCGUCCUCCAAAACUGCAGUGAUCAGCAUGGAUUGAGCUUUCGAAAAGAAAGGAACACCUAGAGUUCAAUUUAGGCUUGAUUUCCGUUUUUGAAAUCAUCUUCAACAAUGCUUCCGAUGCGUUAUCUAUCCUUCGAAGUUGUUAUCUAUCCUGUUUUAACAUUUCAGCACAGUAUGAAGCAAUAAAUACUCUGGCUCGAGAAGCAAUGUUAUACGUUCAUAAUUAAAAAAACUCCCCUCGAGGUAUUCCGGGGGUGGUUAACUAAGAAUUCAAUACGUUGUAAUCAAGGAACAAGUGGUCAAUAUAUUGCAUGUCUGGGAAAUAAAUGAGGAUAUCAGUUAUAUGGGGUCUUCCAUGGAAUGGGCGGGUCGAUUAAAUAGAAAACCCUGCAUGGGGCUAUAGCUUAAAAUGCUUUGCAAUGUCGAUUGUCAUUUUAGUAAGAACAUGUGUCUUCUGCUCAUCAAUUAAUUCAUUAUUGGUAUUGUAUUGCCACCACCCACACUGCAGUUGUAGAAAUGAAAGUGAACAUAUGUUUUUGAUGACAAUCAUUUCAAUUGCAGAUAACAGAAACCCAUUUACGCUAGUAAGUUUAUAAUGGAACGCUUGUCUUAAAUAGGCGACACAGUAGAUAAAGAAAGGCCUAUAAGAUUGUCAAAAGUGUUUUUCUCCGAGCUUUUUUGUUAAGCGCCGCAUGGGCAACUAACUGGUGACUAGAGGCCUAUUAGAAUGCAUCUCCCAAGCGUUCAAAUGAAACGCCGAGUGGGCGACUUCCUAGGAUCAAAGGGUCUAGUUAGAUGCUAUAUUGCAAAUGUCAGUGCGUUCAAGUUUUGUAAAGUGGGAUAAACAAACUUCGACGAUCUAUAAUGUUAGGCACAUAGAUAUUAAGAGUUUUCCAUUAACUAGCGCCUUUUUGGCCUUCACUCAAGGCACCAUCAAUCAAAAAGUGAGUUCUUGUGUGGAAAAUAAUAUCUACUUGAUCUGGACAGUGAUGCUUCCAGAAGAAAAGGUUUUUCGAGAACUUGACCAAAUUCUUUACAAUUUGUAGGUCAAGCCAAAAAACGCUUAUUGCUUUUUAAAAAGUUAUCAUAUAUUAGGAGUUCCUUUUCACUAUUUUCUUUUACUCUAUCGAUAUUUUUUAUUUAAUGAAUUUUCUAUGAAGUUGCAUAAGCUCAGCAAGAAAUAGUCCAUUUAAUCCAAACGCCAGGUAGAGACGUCCCAGCCUGCGUCACAGAGACAUCCACCUUGCUGUGUUUAUAUCCAAUGUUGUUAGGACAGAAUAUGGUUGAUAACCAAUUUUGAUCUUCUUGGUUACAUUGAAUAAACAUCACAGUAAUACGAUUUGAAUAACAAUCCUAAAUUAAGAUUUUAUAAACUUUGUUAUUGAUAGGGUUUUUCGUCAUGGUUAUCGCACGAAUGUUGACUUGCCAACCAAACACAGAGUCCAUGCUUUCUGGAAGUGAAAAAUUGUUCAAUGCUAGAAGUUUACGUCUUUAUUUUACCAAUUUCUCCAUUCAUGCAAAAACCUCCUCAAAUUAAGAAGUUCAAUGCAAAUGGAGCACAAAAUGUCUAGGUUUUAAAUAUAUUAUGACAUUAAUUGCAUAUAAUCUCUACUGAUGGCCAAGGUUUGUUGUUUUAUGCGCAUACCAGCUAACGACCUGUGCUUCAAGUUUAAAGGCAAAUAGGAGAUUUCUCCUUUGGGGUCUGUCCAUUGGCUUGUCCCUUGCAACAUAAAGUAUGUUAUCAAAUCACUAACAUCACUUCGACAAAUAUCGUUCGCAGAAAAUUAAACUGUAGAGCUAUGCCGUUGCUGUUUGUGAAUCUACUAGUAAUAUUUGGUUGCAUUUGAUUUUCUAGCAAUAUUUGGUUGUAGUAUUGUCUCCAGUGACCUUGAUUGAAAAUCUUGCUUGAUAAGCAUUUUUGUCAUCAGCUCGUUGACUAAAGUGUGUUAGUACUUAGCACUGGCUGCAGAAAGCGAUUUUCUUUACUCAAGGAAUACCAUUUUUUCUUAUCUUAUUAAUCCUUCCCUAAGCUGGUAAUCUUGCGGAUUUUCUUCCUUCUUUAUAUAUAUAUAACUCUGCUUUAUAUUGCCUGCUUAAAGUCGUUGAGACACCUUAAGAUUUAGAGUCAUAUUGAUAAUUUCAAUGUCUUUUCCGUUAUGUAUCACCAGCUACCACUCAAUUCCAACACAGUAAAAUUUUGAUAAUGCGACAGCCAGAAAAGGCAUUCCCCGUAUCAUACAAGUUGCCUGAUGAUUCGAACACCUGCCUGUUGAUUCGAACAGCCGCCUGGUGAUCACAUUAAACGUGAAACUAGAAGUAGCGACUAAGAACCUUCCUGUUCUGUACACCAAAUAGCGUGCUACUCGUAUCUUAUACUACAUUAAACUUCGGUAGUAUUCUUUGAAGGGAUCUGUUUCCUUUCCUAUAGUUAAGCCAUCAAAAAUCCUGUUUUCUUGACAUGUAACCAUUUGCUCUAAUAGUUUCGUUUUAUCACUGUCAGCAUCAAUCUAUAUUGAAGAAAAGCAACUCCAAGAAGAGUUCGCUGCAUGUAAAUUAAUUGGCGUAUUCUUGUUGAGAAAAACUCUCGAUUAUAUUUCAACUUCUUUCUUUCCUUCUGUUUUUGCACUUUGGUCAUUUACGGCAUUAUCCUGGAGGGCUGAUGUCAAGAUAAAUUGUUCCUUCAUUUUCAGAUGAAAUAUCACGCUUUCCAUCUUUAGUGGAUGUUACCGAAGAAAGCUUUUUCCUAAAUGAAAAUCUUAUUGAAUUCAAAGGGUGUUUUUCAACGAAUACUGAACUAACGCUACUUCCUUAAAUUCUGCCUCGACAGCCGCACUUUUAUUGUUUUGCCCAAUCAAAUGGUUUUGCUCUCUUUUCCUUAAUGUUUUGAGUCGCGCUGGUGUGUAGUGAAACUCGAAAUAAACUAAAAAUCUACUGGAUGCUAUUCCCUUUUAACUACUGCUUGAUCCCUUCUUAAAAUCUCAUAUUCUUGCUCUUUCUGGAAUAACUAUUUUCCAUUUAUGUUGAGCAGAAACUUAUUCAUGUAAUAAAAUCCCACUAAAUGCAUUUUUAAUGAGUUUACUCACACAAGUUUAAGCGGAGUAAGGUUGUGGAUAUUUCUUUAUGGGCGGUGUUCUUUGGUUGGCAUAUUUGACCACAAAAAACACAACAAACGUCCUCCUUAGAGCUGGUAUCCGACUAGUUACUUGCUCGCCUGCUGUCAUUUUCAAAAUCUGUUUUUGACUGUAUUUAGCAAUCAUUUGUCACAAUCCUGACCUCUAGGUGAUGUUUACUUGUUUGUCAAUGUUGGUAGUUUUUGAUUUGCAUAAAAAUAUUGACAUUCAAAAACUACUGAUAUACUGGAUAAAAGAUAGCAUGCGAUGACCUAGGUUUGAUAUGCGUCCUUUUUUGUUAUAAUUCAGUUUCAGUUUCAUAUUUUAAAUCUUCAACAUAUAAUAUUAUAUAUAUCAGCAAUAUAAACAAAUUAUUACACUAAACUUUGAUAAUAAGUAAAUUGCAAUAUUGCAAAAAAAUGAAAAUAUCUAAAUAAGAGAUUAAUGUAAUCUAAGUAAAAACCUUGAUAAAACAAAAAGUAAUCAUUCAGGUUAAGGUGAUGCUUAUACAGGAUUGUAGUUAAUUUCAUUUUUUAUUAUUUAGGCACGGUAGCUCUUCAAUCUGUCAGAGAUGGCCUACAUCGAUCAAUGUUUGACAUUAAUAUCAUCUAAUUUUAUGCUCUAUACAAUUCAUGAUCAUUCAAUCGAAGCACAAGCUAACAUACAGUUUUAAUGUAGAUAUUUGAUAGUAGGGCAUGGUUUUCUAAUUGCAAAGAAGUUUUCUUAGAGGUGGUAGCACGUAGUGAUUUGAUUCCAAACAAGAAAUGCUUAAUUUUUCAGUAACAAGGGUCUUUUAAACUGAGAUAAACGGAUUUGAUGAUACCAGCCGGGCUGUUCUGUAAUUUACCUGAGUUGCAAAACUUGUACUUUUUCCGAUGUGAGAUUAUUCUAGUGAGACAGCAAGACUGGCUGCCUGUAUCGAAACUAAAACAAAUGCAUAUAUACAUUUGAGGAAACCUGAAAUGGAAAAAUUGGUUUUCUGGCCUGAUUGCAAUUAGUCUAGUUUCAAUUUGGCAAUAUUUAUAUGGUGAUUCAGCAGCAAUUUUCUAGAAGGAUAAAACGAUUACUGUAUGCUUAGUACUCCUUUUAAGAGAGAAGAAAGGACGAGAGAUAAUAAAAAAGCAAAGAGAAGCUGUCCAAAUUCUCAUUCCAUGAACAUGUUGCUUUGUUUUAUUUUAAAGCGCAACCCGAGUUUCUCUUGAAAAUAUUCUGGUGGUUUUUGUUUUGCGACGCUAUUGUGAUUGUCGGACAACGUUCUUGCUAAUUAGCGGGAGCUGCGAUUAAGAGCAAAACUCAGAAUACGCUAGGCACAGCAUAUCAGAUAUUCAGAUUGAGGGCAACCACCCUUUUAACCAAGUUGCUCAAUCUUUUUACCCAUGGCUUCUCAACAGAACAGCCUUGGUGAUAUAAACGAUUCCGUGUGUACCUGUCCAGGGCCUGUGGUUUAAAUUCUUGAUCCCUUUUUCUCGUUAUUUUGUAUUUGAUUUUCAAUUCUUUACUCUAUUCCUGUGCCCAUAAUCAUUACUGAAUCUCCUGUACAGUCUUCUGAAGCAACAUUUAUUAUCAACGUGAUGAUUGGUUAAUUACGAUGCAUAAUUACGAACUUGAUACUUCGUAGUAACACUACGGCCUCGAUGUAUAGUUAUGGCCUCGAUUUUCUAAGUCAAUUGCAACGUUGUUGAAACGAAUAUGAGGCAGAGAAUAACUCAGUUCAAAGGAAUUUGUGGGAAAAGAAAAUUCCGUUAAUUGCAAGCACAGAUGAAGGGAUGAGCAAAAUAUGGAGAAAUCUGGGGAUUACGGAAAACGAGAAUAAUAGGCAAAAAUUGUUUUAAUCUUUGAUCCUAUCUUAGAAGGUUGGAUUAAAAAGGUUUGUUGAUGAAUCAUGUGUAAAGAUAAAAUAAUCAAAUCGAAUCCUGGAUUGUCAUUCAUUGAGUAUGAUACAAUUCCACGUGCAGAUUACUGAAUGAAAACCGCCAGCGCAAUUCAGCAAGUAUGAAGGACACACGAUAAUGACGUCUUCACAACGGUGCUAAUGGAUGCUAAAGACUCGUCAUACAAGUGCCUAGCAAAUACAUGGCCAAGCGAGUUGUAAAAUAGCCUGAUCAAUAUGGCAAUGAAUAUCGAAAAAGAGGAGAAAAAGCCCAAGGUCGAGCUUCAGAUACUAGACAAGCCACAACAACAUACUUACAAAGAGCAGGAUAGCGAUAUCACAAACUCACCUGCCAAUUCUGCUAAUGGUGAUGACGUUGACAUUGUGGAGGAGCUCUUCCCGGAAAAAGCCUUCGGCUGUUUGAAUCGUUACUCGAAACCAAGGAUCUGGGCCAUAAACGUGUUGCUCUGGCCGUAUUUUGAAACGAUAACCAUGAUGGUUAUUCUAUGCAAUGGAGUGACGCUUGGAAUGUACGACCCUUAUGAUAACAAAUGCACAUCGCACAGAUGUAAAACUUUAGAAGUGAUAGAAACGGCUAUAUAUUCAUUCUUUGUUUUUGAAAUGAUAGUGAAAAUUAUUGCAAUGGGAUUUUGUGGACCAUUGGGCUACCUGAGUGGCUCAUGGAAUAGACUAGAUUUCUUUAUCGUCUGUGCAAGCACAUUUGAAUACUUAUAUGGUGAUGGUGAAUACCUUAGUUCAAUUAGAGCGGCAAGGGUGCUCAGGCCUUUGCGCGCAAUCAACAAAGUACCUAGUAUCCGGAUAUUGGUAGCACUUUUAUUAGACACUUUGCCAAUGCUUGGCAAUGUUUUAGCAAUCUGUACCCUGAUAUUUGUUGUUUUUGGCAUUAUUGGAGUUCAGUUAUGGCAAGGCGUCCUUAGAAAUAGAUGCGCCUUGGAACUGCCCACUGGUGUAAAUACAAGUCAGUCAAACAUAUCGUCAUACUACAUGAACAAUUUUGAAUACAGUCUCAUAUGCUCGCUGGCAACAGACAAUGGAAUUGUUCAAUGUACAAAUGAUUUUAUUCCGAAUUAUUCUGCAUCACGGUUUAGUCCAGUCUGCAAAGAAAGUUACGAAUCAUUUUAUGACUCCAACACAACGCUUUCGAAUUCAUCGUGUGUCAACUGGAAUCAGUACUACAGCCAAUGUAGGCAAGUUGGUGACAACCCACAUCACGGUGCCAUCUCAUUUGACCACACGGGACUAGCUAUCGUUGCAAUUUUUCAGGUCAUUACGCUUGAAGGCUGGUCCAAAAUCAUGUAUUAUCUGCAAGAUUCGUAUAGUCCCUGGGUGUGGAUUUAUUUUGUUGCUUUGAUUGUCAUUGGCGCAUACUUUAUGACAAACCUGUGCCUAGUUGUGAUUGCGUCCCAGUUUUCAGAGACCAGGCAGCGUGAAUCAGCCCUAAUAGAGCAGGCAAACAGAAAGGCUCGCUUGUUGAAGUCGUACAGCACUCUUUCCGGAUCCAUCAGUAGCUAUACUUUUAAAGAUCAAGGGUGUUAUGCAGCCAUUCUCGGAAUAAUGGAAGACGCGUAUAAACGUUUAUGCAAAAGACUCCGCAAGAAAUUGGCUGGGACUAGGUUUUGCAAGCCAAUAGAAAAAAAGAAAAUGAAACGACGAGUGGUCAAGAAAAGAGAAAAACACAGCACAACAAGCACAAUCCAUCUGCAUCACCAUCACCAUCAUCACUUUCACCAUCAUCACCACAUAUGCUCUAGCGAUCAGGCAAACUCCACCAGUGGGCAAAUUGGCGAUUGCUCUAGCCAUUCUCCUAAUAUUCUUCAGCCAAGUGAGACUGGUCGGAGAUCUGCCUUGAGAACUCCCACAAUUGUUGCUAUUGACAACGAGUUUCGUGAUCCUCGGGUUGGCGUAGCCAGCGUUUGUCCUGUCGCUAUUCAGAGUACUGCACUGCUAAUGCCGGACACUACUGUGUUAAUAUGCCGCCAGCCGUCUCCCCGUUCACCACAACCUACUCACACUGUAUCUUUCUAUUCGACUUCUUUAAAUGAUAAAUCGGGAUUUAGUGAUGAGAUACCAUUAAAGUCAUCAGAGGCUUCAUACGAAUUUCCUAGUUUCAAACGAAAACGUCCAACUGUAUGCCCCAACGUGGAACAGUUCGAGGCCGACAUCGAUGGGCGAGGCUACGAGGAGAUCUACAGGAGCAGCAGUAGUGACGAUGAGGAGGAGGAAAUCGAGGAGGUGGAAGUUCCCGGGCUUUGCUCGCGGAUGAGCUCAAAAAUGAAGGCAAUCUGCGAGUCAAACCCGUUCAAAAUAAUCAUAAUGAGUGCAAUAUUACUGAAUACGGUCAUGAUGGGUAUUGAACACCACGGUCAGCCAAAAGAGCUGACAGAUACACUGGAGAUAUUCAACUUCAUUUUCACAAUCGUCUUUGUCAUUGAGUUCAUUUCAAAAGUAAUCGGCUAUGGUCCUUAUGGAUAUAUCAAAGACUCUUUCAACCUAUUUGAUGGAACAAUUGUCAUUAUCAGCGUUAUAGAAAUCUUUGGAGACACAGGGAGCGGGGUCUCUGUGCUGAGAACCCUUCGAUUAAUGCGAAUCUUCAAGUUAAUACGAUUCAUGUCAUCAUUGCAAAAGCAAAUCACUGUGAUGGUGAAGACCCUGGAUAGUGUGAUGACCUUCUUGGCUUUGCUAAUCAUUUUUAUUUUCACGGUAUCCAUCCUUGGUAUGCAUUUAUUUGGAGCGAAGAUGAACCGACAAGGCAAUACCGUUCGCCACAACUUUGACUCUUUGCUCUGGGCACUAAUGACUACAUUUCAAGUUUUGACGCAAGAAGACUGGCCUAGUGUCAUGUACGAUGCAAUGGAGUUUACUUCAAAAUGGGCUGCUCUGUACUUCAUCAUUCUUAUGACAAUUGGAAAUUACAUCCUCUUUAACUUGCUAGUUGCCAUCUUGGUCGAGGGAUUCUCGAAUGAUCCGAAACUUCGAAAAAUGUUAAAGCCAAAAUCAAAACUACAGAUAAAAUGCAAAACCCACCAGCAGGGAGAGGAAGAAGAGCUUCUUUUAGAAGACAAGCAGGGGGAGGAAGCAACGAAUGCAUUGCACCAAGACACUUCAUACGACUGCCAGAAAAGAAGUCACUUGACCAAGUGUACGGGAAGGUGCCAGCGGAGACCAUCUCUUAUCAGAAGUGUGUCUGAUGUUGGAAGAUCGUCUUGCCAGCAAAUAGCAUCACUGCAUUCGAAAUGCAAGGUCAAAUCCUUGCCAGACUUAGCAUUGAAAUACAACGAGCCCGUCUGUGAUUUCAUACCAGAAAAGCUCGUGCGGUGCGAUUCCCACUUUUCGUUAAAGGAACCAAAUCCCCCCGCAGAGGACGAUACAUUAUUGCGUAAGAACAAAAAUUUCAUCGAAUUGCCAAUUCAAAGUGAUGACGGUGCUAAGGAUGGAAAGGCUGCAGAGAAGAGAACUUGCCUACGCGACUGCCUACCAACAUUCAAAUUUCUGGAAGAUCGAAAAGAUUACUCUCUCUAUCUGCUUGCUCCCAAUAAUUGGUUUCGACGGUUCAAUUUGAUGUUGUGUACGAGCAAAUGGUUCGACCGAGUGAUCCUUGUUUUCAUUUUCUUCAACUGCGUUGUCCUAGCAAUGGAGAGUCCAGAUUUAGAUCAAAAUGGGGCGGAGCGCAGAUUUAUCGACUCGACAAACAAUGUUUUCACCUUCGUCUUUCUUACUGAAAUGGUCAUCAAGGUUUUGGCCUACGGAUUCACUGUAGGAGACACAACGUACCUGAAAAGUGGUUGGAACGUCAUGGACUGCCUAUUAGUGGUGAUAUCCCUUAUUGAUUUCUUCGUCACGAGAUACAGCGAGAAAAAGAGUAGCUUCCUUGGUGUCCUCAAAGUCUUCAGGGCAUUGCGAACUUUAAGGCCGUUGAGAGUGAUUAGCCGAGCUCCGGGCUUGAAGCUUGUUGUUGAGACACUAAUGUCAUCUUUGAAGCCAAUCGGAAACCUUCUUGUUAUUGCUGGUGUUUUCUUUACCAUAUUUGGAAUUCUUGGUGUUCAGAUCUUUAAAGGAUCUUUUUACUACUGCUUUAAUCCAAGUGGCCCCGUUGAAACAAAAGCCGAAUGUCUACUCAGAGGCGGGUCGUGGCGAAACAGGGAAUACAAUUUUGACAAUCUGCUUAAGGCAAUGCUGACCCUGUUUGUGUUCUCUACCAAAGACGGCUGGGUGGCAUUGAUGCACCACGGCAUCGAUGCAGUUGGAGUAGACAAGCAGCCGGUCAAGAACCACAACCCAUGGGCUUUCUUGUAUUUCUUCUCAUUCCUAUUAAUCGCUGGGUUUGUUGUCAUUAACAUGGUCGUUGGUGUAAUCAUUGACAAUUUCCAUCGAUGCAGAGACCAAAUCGAGGCCAUUGAUGGUGCAAAAAAGAACAUCCAAACAAUUGCAUCCCACAUUGUUGAUGGUUCAGAUGGUGAAAACGAGGCUCAGUUAUCUUCUGAGCCAGAUAUCUUGAAAUCUUCUAAUGCCCCUGUUAGUGGGAGAGCCACUGACGAUAGCGAUGAUGCAACUAGCAUUUCUGAUGACGUAAACAGUGACAUAAGCCAAUCUCUGUUCGAUACGUUUCCUGUAUGGCGAAGGGUCUUGUAUACAAUUGUCACACAUUACAAAUUUGACAUCAUGAUUGCAACAGUGAUCGGUUUGAAUGUCUUCUUCAUGGCAGUUGAACACUACAAAAUGUCCGCUACCCUCAGCCAGUUCCUGAAGAUCCUGAAUUUCAUCUUCACUGGGAUCUUUGUUCUUGAGGCUUCCAUGAAAAUCCUUGCAUUUGGAAUCAAAACAUUCAUUUCUGAAAGGUGGAACCAGCUUGAUCUCUUCAUAGUUGCCUUAUCAAUUGUUGGGAUCGUAUUAGAAGAACUAAAUGAGAGCCUCCCAAUCAACCCGACAAUUAUCAGGAUAAUGAGGGUGUUGCGAAUAACAAGAGUGCUGAAAAUUCUCAAGUCAGCAAACGGAAUACAGAAGCUCCUUAACUGUCUCUCUCAAACUUUGCCGCAGGUUGGCAAUCUGUCCAUGCUUUUUAUGCUUCUUUUCUUCAUCUUUUCUUCACUUGGAAUGGAGCUCUUUGGGAAACUAGAUUGCAGCAGAGACGUAUGCCAGGGUCUUAACAGGCAUGCGCAUUUUAGGAACUUCGGAUAUGCCAUGCUUACGUUAUUUCGAAUUUCGACAGGAGACAGUUGGAGUGGGUUGAUGAAGGACACACUUAAUCGUGAGAUUUGUGUACAAGACUGCGAUAUGCUAUAUUGGGUGUCGCCAAUUUACUUUGCCAUAUUCGUGCUAUCAACUCAGUUUGUGCUUGUAAAUGUUGUUGUUGCUGUGCUCAUGAAGCAGCUUGAGGACUCCAAAGACAGCAGGACUUCGAGCAAUUGCAACAGCAUUUCAGACAUGGACGACAUUUUUAGCAAUGAUCCCAAGAACAGCCAAUAUGAGGAGGAAGAUUAUGAUGAUUGCCUCAAACAGACUGUCAAUUGUAAUAACAUUAGCCUUACAGUGGGUGAUGAGGCUGAUGACAACUCAAAUAUGCCGAGCCAGUGCUUGCAGAAAGGAGACUGGACUCAACGUGACGUCAGUACAACGAAUGAGUUCAGUUCUCAGGAAGUUGAUGUCAAAUGUGACGAUCACCAUCAGAUGGAUGAUCAGCAGACUAUGCAACUGAAAGCGAAUCCAGAAUUGCUGGACAGUAGUAGCUCCUAUGGCGAAUAUGGCCUGGAAAAUGCAAUUAUUGUUGUCUCUCCAGCACACGACAACAGCUUUGAAAAUAGCUUUAUUCCUCAUGUACAGCUUGAGGACGAUGACUUUUACGAAGUGAAAAGUGAUAGCUCACUAGAGCCAAAGGAUGACUGUGUCUACACAAAAACGACAUUUUGUCGAAGUAUGCCUGAACUUUAUUCACCCAUGCGGGAAGAUUCUGAAACGACAUUGCUUAAGACAAAAGAAUCAAACUCUUGUCCUUAUGCAAUAACUUCUGUUUCAGACGAGAGUCUGAAAAUAAAAUGUAAACGAAAGAAGACUGGAGAAAGGCCGUUUUUAGCUCGAAGACGUUCAAGGAGCAAAGUUGCUCCUCUAGUUAGGGGAUUAACUGUACCUUCGCAGACUCUAUCAGUUGAAUUCGAGAAGGAUUCAGCCAUAAAAAAGAUGUUUAGGUCAGCAUCUGAAGACAUAGAUUUUUCGGAUGAAUAUCAGGCAAAAUAAUAAUCACUGUAGUUUCUAAUAUUUGCUGCGUGCAUGGCCAGAUUCGUUCUCGCGUUCCAGCAUUCCUCUGGUCUUCAUAGCACCUAACCCUAGAUAAGAAACAGACUUUCAAGAUGUUGGUCAGAUUGAUCAACGUGAAAUCUUAGAAAAUAUAAACUGAUGCAAGGAUAAGACUAAUAACAUUCUAAAAGCAGAUGCAAGAGCUGGAGUUGCAAGAUUUGGGCUUGGCUCAUGUACGCAGCAAAUCGAAAAAUAAUUUGUGUGUGUAUUUCACUGUCUUUCGGAAACCUAUGCUCAUUGGUACAUUUCUAGUGAUAUUGUGAUCGACCAGUCAUAUCAAAUACUGCAAAUCAAUAGGAAAUUACCCAGAUUUUGAUAUCUGUUGCGGCAAAUGCGAGAAAAAUGCAUGUGAAAAUGUUCAUGGUGACUCGCCUUUUUUGAAAAAUCAUUUUUCUGCUAUGUAAUAAACUUUGGCAAACAAGUAAUAAGAUUUUAGGUAUGAUCGCAGCUAUCAUUUUGUAAAAUGAUGCCAAUGUGCGCAGGUUACAAGGACGUUAAAAUAGAAAUUGUAUAGGUGAGUGAGGUUAUUGUUAUUUUCAUACGUAUUCUGUUUUUACGAAUUUUUUUACUUAUUCAGUACUAGAAAUUGUACAUGAUUCAGUUUUUAACCUUUUAGUACUAGAUUUCUUCAAAGUCAUCGAGAAAAUUGAGAAAUUUGACGAUGCUCUUUUAUAUUUAUCGAAUACAUGCAUAUCACAAAACGUUGCAAGCUCAGUCUGUUGUUGGGGAAAGUCACCAUCAAUCAUCAUCAAUCAUCAUCAAUCAUCAUCAAUCAUCAUCAAUCAUCAUCAAUCAUCAUCAAUCAUCAUCAAUCAUCAUCAAUCAUCAUCAAUCAUCAUUAUCAAUUAUAAAUAAUUAUCAUCAAUUAUCAUCAAUUAUCAGUAUAAUUGUCAUAAUCAUGAACAUAACAGCAAUUAUCAUCGUCAUUAUCAAAAUGAUAUCCUGACAGUGUCCAGUUUCAUUUUACCACUGUCAAUGAAGAUGUUACCUUGUUUUUUUCAUCAAUGCCAGAAUCCUAUACUGAUCUUUGAUGAACUGUAGCCUAAAAAGCAAUUUUAUUUUAAUUUUUGGACAUAUUGAUACCUAUAUUCUCAAGUGAUCGAUGUUCGAAAAGGAUAAAAUUCAGAAAGUGACUGAAAUAGGAUUCUCUCAAGUGGUAAAAAGUUCAUCUUUUUGCGGGGUUUUCCAUGCCAUGCCUUUAGGCUCAUUUCAGUGAUUAAUGGGAUCUUCAAAAAAAUUGCCUACGGACAGAUCUCUAUUCAUCUUAUAAGGUAAGCCAAAAUCAAUAACCGGGCUGAAAAAAUGCCUUUACCAAAGCGACUGGAAAAAGCCCGGAGGGCACUUGGUCUAAUGUUUGCUGCGCUACACUGACUUUACAAAACCGCAAGUGCGUAAUGAUUUCAGAGAUAUCGAUUCACAGCACGAGCAUAGUUUUCAUCGUAAUGAAACAAGGAGUUUGUAUUUUGAAAAAUCAAAUGUUGCUGUUUACAGGAUGCUUUGGCGACAAUUUGUUGAAUACACGUAUGUAUAACAACUUUUGGGUCAGUUUAUUUUUAUAAAAAAUCACUGAAAAAAUUGACUUCAGAAUAGGUAUGAUCUUUUCUUAGGGAUUGAAAACUGUUUUUGAUAAAAAUCUUUGUUGCUAUAGCUAGCUUUUUAUUGUUUUAAAAGCUUGAUUCGGUCUCUUGCGUAAAGCAAAAUUUUUGCAUACAGUCAAUUUUCAAACAGAAAAGCAUUUUAAAGAAAUACACUACCAGGGCACUACACUACACUACCAUUUUCAAUGGAAAUGGUAAAUUGGAAAGGUUUCAAGACAUCAAAUUAGCUACCUUUUGUUCUUGAAAGGGAAUUCUUGAAGCUCUAUAUGAUUAAUCUCAGUCAGUCAGCCAGCGACAACGUCAUACAUAACAAGGUUAACAUUGAACUUCUAAGCUUUUUAUAAUCAGCAACAAUUCAUUCGUUGAUCCAACAAGCCAUCAUCAUCAUCAUUACAUUUACAUUUAACAACCCUUUGGGUCAUACAAAUGUCUGCCCAGUCAACUACAACAUUAAAAUUUUAAAAUUUACUGAGGUGAUUUCGACAUAGGUUGUAAAAGGUAUCCGAAUUUGCCUGCAUCACAAUACUGUCUGGCAGGCUAUUCCAUACAGAAACGAUUGAAUAAAAAAAUGAAAAAGUAAUAUUUUUCAUUUUCAACAAGAAACUGAACGGUCUCUGCCAUGAUAAUCCGACACUUGUAAAUGCCAAUUGUUCAUUUUCCAGGUGAUGAUUCAAAAGCAAAAAUGGAAAUAGUUUAUGAAAUGGGGAUAAUAGUAACUUCCUAACACAAAUGGCUCUUUGUUCAAUACAAACAGAAUCAAGGGACAACCCACUCUUGCAAAAGAUGCUUGUUGAAAAAGUAUCCCUAAUAAAACUUUUAUUAUACUUGAUUGAAAAUCUUACGCUUAUAAGAUGAAUCAUUACUACCUUUCAAGAAAGAACCCGUAAGAGUAUGCAAUAAUUGCUACAGUGGGGCAUUAAUUUGCUCAAUAUAGUUUUUAACAGUUGCAGGGCCACACGAACUUUCGCAAGACUCUUAUUCAGUCAGUUGGCAUUUUAGGCUGUUGGUGUGUCGUGAGGAUAUUUCAAUUAAAAAGAAUCAUAGAUGACUAGAUAAAUCAAUUUAUGUUUAAGUAAAUCCAAUAGAAGUUGUAGAUUAAAAACAAGAACGCUGCCUUAAUUAAAAAUCAAAUCCUUCUUUGGUUUAGAGCCUAAAAAGGUGGAUUUGACACACUUUGUUGAGUUUUAAAUCAAAACUGUGAAUCUGUAAUUAUAGAAAGUGGGAAAAUUUGAAAAGGAAAUUUUAUCAAAAGUGCAGUAUAAAAUGCAAAUGAGACAUUUAGAGUUGAAGCAUUAAGCCUUGGCCAAACGAUUUGAUUUUUUCGUUCGAUCUUUCACUCGACAUUUGAUCUCAAAAUCGAGCAAUGUCGAGCAUGGGUGGCCAAACGAUUCCAUUUUUCGCUCGAUUUCUCAAUCGACUUUUCAUUUAUGCCAACAAAAUGAAGACAUGCAAAUGUCCUUUUAAAUACACCAAUUCGACUUACGGCCUCGUUUUGAAAAUUUCUCCUAACCUAAUUUUAGGCCGGAUACAAUUUUUCAUAUUGUUUGUGCUUGUAUUUUAGAUUUUACGGAGAAAUGAAGUUUGAAAACUUGUAAGAGAUUUGACCGCAAAAAUCAUUCGGGGGGAAACUUUACCCCCCUAGUCGCAAAUCACGGUCAAAUCCCUUAUAAAUCUUUUAUCUUUUUGUCGUCAUAAAAUCAAUAUCGUGAGCAAUACCAUAAUGAAAACUUCCAAAUAUACUAAAAUCAUUGCUCGCAAUCCGAAUCUGAGGUCAAAUAUUUUGAACAAAAUAAUUUGAAAAGUUUUUCAAAAUAAGGCCAUAAGUCGAAUUGGUCUAUUCUCUUGACGAACUCUAGCGCCAUAAGACCCUAGUCGUUCAUUUCAUGCAGUAACCGUUACUAAAUGUUUUAUUCCGUUCAAGCAAAUUACUAUUUUUAGGCAAACUUUUUUUUCUUAAUUCCAUUCUUGAACGGAAUACAUCCCUUUAAAGGUCAUCGGACCUAGAGGCCGCAGGGUAGUAUGCUUCCUGCCCCCUUUUAAAAGUAACUAAGCAUUAGAUAUGAUAACUGCGCUCCGCUCGCUCGACUCACUCGACAGAGUGGCCACACGAUUCGAUUUUCAUCCGACAGUACUUUUCUCUCGACUUUUUUGAUAAAGAUCAAACUUCACUUGACACCACCCGACGCAAAUCGACUCGCUCGACAAGGUGGCCAAACGACUCGAUUUUUCUUUCGAUUUCCGGGGCUUUAGCAUCAGAAAAAUGUUACUUAACGCAAAAGGAAAGCUCUGAUCCGGAUGGAUCAUGUUUUGCUAGAUGUCAUAUUGGCAGGAGAGCGUUCCCUUGUCCAAGGUGACCUGCGAUUUGUUAAUACACUCGAAUUUUCCUUGAUGUGUACGAAGCAUGGUUAAUUGGAUUAUUCUAUCCGGGUUACCUAGUUCCGUCCGUAAGCCCAAUUCCAGUCUGAUGUAUUACACUCAUUUUUUAGAAACUUUCUAAAUGAAAUGAGUUCAACCAGAAAGAAUAAAGUGGCAUUAGCUAGUACUUGUAGGAUAAAGAAACAGCUAAAUUUUGAAAAGAUAGAGAAAUUUGACGAGUCUUACUGUUUGUAGCUGCGUCAAACCCACCCCAACAGGAUUCUGCCAGUAGAUUUAACAACUCUAUUUAACCCUUUCAGGCCCGGAAGGGCCAUAUGGCCCAGCAGAGCAUUUGCCCCUUAUUAUCUUUGGAGAUCCCUUAGAAUCAAUGAUCAAUGACGUAAUAUGUUGUUCAGUUGUUGUACUUUCCUCUCAUGACCCAAUUUGAACAGCAGCAACAACAGAAAAAUUCCCAGAUGAUGUUAUGUGAUGGCGAUUGCAUUGAGCUUGAAGUGACAUUUUUGUUAAUUUGAGAAGGAUUUACAAAUGGCCACCAGCAUUAAAUUUAUUGAUGAAAAUUCUAUCAGAGUAUUCAGCGAUACCACAUAUGAUUCAGAGAUUGAUUUGGGGGAUAGUGAGGAUCAAGAUGAUGACGAGGAAAACAGUGAGAAUUCUGAAAUUGAGUCUGUACAAGAGGGUAAAGGCAAUAAUACUGAAACCUCUAAGAAUAAAAAUAAUAAAAGGUCAUACAGAUGGAGAUACACCAACAAUCAACCCUUGUCAACAAACACAGGACAUACUGUGCAGAUCACACCUGAGGUAGAUGAAGUUAAGACCCCAUUGGAGUAUUUCAAAGAUUUUUUUGAUGAUGAUAUGAUCAGUUUAAUAGCAGAUCAAACCAAUCUUUAUAGUGCGCAAAACAAUAUUGCAAAGGGAAGCAUUGCCACAAAUUCAGAGGAAAUCCAAAAUUAUUUGGGAAUUCUUCUUAGAAUGUGUGUGGUACAUAUGCCAAAAUAUCGUAUGUUUUGGGAGACAAGUACCAGAUAUGAGCCUGUUGCUAGUGUAAUGAGUCGCAGCAGGUUCAAGGAAUUGAAAAAAAAUUUGCAUUUUGUAAAUAAUGAAACUGUGCCACAGAGAGAUGACCCAGCUAAAGACAAGCUCUUUAAGAUUCGCCCUCUCUUCGAAAUGCUCAGGCAGAACUGUUUGAAAGUACCUCCAGAAGAGAAUAAUUCUGUUGAUGAACAGAUUAUCCCAUUUAAGGGAAGAAGCUCUUUGAGGAGGUAUCUUCCAAAAAAGCCAGAAAAAUGGGGCUUCAAAGUCUUCUCCAGAAAUGGCUCAAGUGGGAUCUGCUAUGAUUUUGAACUGGAUGGGGCUCCAAAUCCAGAUCAUGUGCCUGUUGAGAAGCUUGGAUAUCAUGGAGCUGAUGUUGUUAUGAGACUUUGUCAUCAUUUGCCAAAAGACCAAAAUUACAAGCUUUUCUUUGACAAUUUCUUUAAUUACCUGGAGUUAUUGGUAAAGUUGAAAGAGAAAAAGAUCUGGGCAAUUGGCACAUUGCGAGCAGAUAGGAUGCGUGGAUGCAAGUUGAAGUCAGAAAAGGAACUUAAAAAGGAAGGCAGAGGUUCACUUGAUGGAGCAGUGGAUUUCAACUCAGGUGUUACUGUUGUAAGAUGGUAUGAUAACAGAGCAGUGCAGUUGGCAUCAAAUUAUGCGUUCAUUGACCCUCUUGAUAUUGUCAGACGUUUCUCUAAGUCUGAAAGACAAUUUGUCAAUGUCCCAAGACCACUUGUUGUUAAAUUAUAUAAUGCAGAUAUGGGAGGAGUGGAUCUUUUUGAUAUGUUUAGAGCGUUGUACUCUUUAGAUCACAAAAGUAAACGAUGGUACAUGAAGAUAUUCUUCUGGAUCCUUGCAACUUCUGCUAUCAAUGGGUGGCUAAUGUACAGAAGACACUGCAAACAUUUUGGUGUGCCAAGAAAGGAGCAGAUGCCACUUCUCCUAUUCAUUUGUCAAAUAGCAGAUGCAGUCAUCACAUCUGAAAUUGAUACCCCAAGAAGUCGUAGGAGAGGAAGACCAUCUUUAGAGAGGAGCUUAGAAGUGACACCAGUGAGUAAGAGGCCAAGAAGGGCACCAGACCUUCAUGAUACACCAUCUGGCAUAAGGUAUGAUGCAAAAAACCACUGGCCUAUACAUCGUCCAGAUAGACCUAGAUGCAUGGUGUGCAAAGAAAAGACAAGAAUUGGCUGUAAGAAGUGUCAAAAAGGACUUUGCAUUACAGAAAGCAGGAACUGUUUUCUUUCAUAUCAUUCUUGAUUUUUGUAAAGAAUUGUUUUUUCAUCAUGAGAUCACAUAAUUAAUGUUCUUCAUUCAUAAUAAUUUUCUGUUCUUGUUGGAAUAUGAGUGUUUUCUUCGGAACUCUUAUCUGCCUGAAGAAUUAAGACUAAGAAUGAAAUUCCCUAAUAAAUGCCAUUAAAAAGGAUGGAUUUACAUUUGUUUUCAAAGUUUCUUGAUGUUUCUUUAUGUUGUCAAUCAUAACUUCAAGGUAUAAUUUAAUGCACAGUUGUAAUUAUAUAUGAGUAUGGGCGGAUAAUGUUCUAUAUUUGGCCGGAAGGGCCAUAUGGCCCAAGUCCAGAUCUCACAGUGUCUGGCUCUAUUUUUUAUAAUUUGUACUUUGCUCUCACUAACAAUGUAUACACACAAUAAAAACAUAACAAAUGAUUUUUUUCAACGAGCCAAAAAAUUCCGGGCCUGAAAGGGUUAAGUUUAUGGAUCUGCCCCAAUUAAGUUUAAACUUUAUUGAGAGAAGAUAACAUUUGCCAUCUGUUCAAAGAGCUGAUUGUAAAUGAUAAAAACAGACGGAUGAAAAUGUUAGCUCCAGAAACAAUAAGCAAAUAUAUGGAUAUGGCAAUGAAUAUGCCUGAUCUCGAAAGUUUUGAGUUUCAUUCAUCAUAUAAUGUUUUAGGAACUGAUCAUAGAGAAAUGUCCAUGAUAUUAUCAUUACUAUAAUACCAACUGUAUAUGAACUCCAUACAUAUAAAACUGAACGCAGUAACAAGCACGUGUGUAUGAGAUAACAUGGGCGAAUUACAUACGGGACUUAGUGUACAAACGGGAUACGAAUUAUGUGAACAUUACAAUUCAGCUACAAGGAUAUUGAUUUUAAAGAAAAAGACAACUUAGAUAGAGAACUGGGAAAACCAAUUUACAGGUUUUCUUUAAACCCCCAAUAAUUGCUAAACUGUAGUAUAUUUUCUUUAUAACAUUGUACCGAAUGGAAAGCAGUAAAAUGGGCAGCCCCCAGUAUGAAUUUCAACCCGACGGCACUGAAAGUAUCAGUUGCCGGAAGUUUUCAGUACUUGUCUUGCCAGGCCUAUUUUGUGCAUGCAACCAUAGUUCCACACACAAUUUUCACAAAGUAUGUAGAUCUGUAAAAAUUUCUUAUUUCAGGGACUACAGUUUUGUUGGGUCUUUUUCCGCCCUUGAUAUUGGUAAAUUUCGCAAAUUGUGACGCAACCUCACUUCUUUAGGAAUGGUGUUGGCACCGAGGAUCCCUGUUUUUUACUAGGGAGUUAUGGGUAGAGGGCAAUAUCCCAGAAGGCCGCUGUGUCCGGGCGUAUAUAAGCACACACGUGCAGUUGAACGCCCUCUUCCUCUAGCGAUCGACUGCAGUGGGUUCUGAUGCUAGCAACUGGAAAGAAGCAAGCAAUGACCCCUACAAAUUGCAAUGUGCAUUUGGUACAGAAAGGACAAGUGGUUUCCAUAUUUUUGCCAUUGAAUUGGUAUUUCAAAGCAGGUUUAGAAAAUGGAUGAAAUCACUAACAGAUUAGGGUUCAGUGAAAGAAGAUUUAAUUUGCCCUCCAAUUGAGGAAGUUCAACAGAAAGUUUAAAUGACACAAUGAUGCUUUGAUUCACCUGUUCAAAUUUCAAUUAUGCAAAGCUCAUCUAUUUCUCAGAUGACAUCAGCAAACAUUGGAAUUUCAGAAACUUUUGUGAGAUAUUGGCAAAAGAUAAAGUUUGUUGAAAGCAGAGCAGAGCAAUGUUCAGCAAAAGAUAUGAAAUGCAAAUUGCUGAAAUGGUGUUGGAAUAGUGGCACUAGAAAAAGGUGUUUGCUACUUGUAAAGAUGGUGACACUGAUGACAGAAGUCAACUUUCUUUCUGGUCGCUGCUGGAAGCAAGAAUCUAUCUUCCAUUUGAUGUGUUGAUGAAGAGAUUUUCCAUGUCUGAAGAGUCAUCUGUGAUAGAGUCCUGACAAUUUUAUUUGAAAAUUUAUCAAUAUCAGUGCUUCAAA